This is a messenger RNA of Mesorhabditis spiculigera, 1392 nucleotides long. The record is from the annotation of a GenBank genome assembly. Lineage: Eukaryota; Metazoa; Nematoda; Chromadorea; Rhabditida; Rhabditidae.
AUGACCGGACCAUGGCAGUUAUGCCGAUACUGCUGUUCUUCGCCGGCAGCGCAUGCGGCAAUAACUGUUGUUUCGGAUGCUUACGCCAAGUACACGGAAAUCUGGAGCAAUGUCUCACAGCCAGGCUUCGACGGCAUCGAGAAGAUGAGGAAGUUCGCUGAUGCAGCCGACACCAUCCUUGGAUUGGCCGGUGCCCUCGUGCAGGCCGCCUUGAAUAACACCACCGACGACCCGAAGAGCGACGAUGUCCGAGCCAGAAAUCAGCUGUUGCAGGACAUCGACACCCAGGAGGAAGCGAUACGGCAAUGGCUGUUCGAAGGAUUCCCUGCUCAACGGGCGUAUUCGGCCGGGAUGGAAUGGGAUACGAAAAUCGGCUCCGUUGUACCGAGGCUUGGGCUUAGAUACCAGAUGCUGCUCGAACUCCCAAAGAGUAGUAAUUUUCGCGAUCGUUUCAAGGAACUUUGCUUCACCGAGGGCCCCGGCUAUUUAUUCCAGGAGCUUUUUCGACUCAUCGUCCCCAUCUGCCCGAUUCCAAAAAAGUCCGCAAUCCUACACUCUAUCUCUGCAACGAAAGCGGUGCGAAGGAUCGAGUCCAAGUUGCUGACACCUCGUUCAUCGAUUUCGACGGAGUUCAGCCAGGCGAAGGCAGAUUUCAUCUACGCUGUUGGGGCCACACGAGAACGCGAGGCCAAUACCAUGCUAUCGGACAUUUCUAAGGGUGCCUUUUGGUGCCAAUGUUGUGGAAAGCAGGAACCAACCUCGUUUGAAGAGUUUACGAAAUUAUUGAAGGGCAUCACGAAGACUUCGUAUCAGUGGCCGUGCCAUCUAUGGGCAUCCGUCCAAAAUCGUGGUUUUACACGGGAGUCGAUGGAUCAGGAGCUACAAUUGCUGAUCGUAACCAUGAAAUCUUUGAUCUUGUUCGGCACGGCGUGUGAGGAUGUCAAAAUGAAUGGGAUUCCAGGGGGACUUGAGGACUGGCAAAACGAGGCGAUCGACUGGGUCCGGAAAAUCAGUUCGCAUGCAGCUGACUGGGCCAGCACUGUUCAGGAGCUGUCUUGGCCAGAGUGUGCGACGGAGCACGCGGAGGCUCGGCUGUGGAAGCAAAAGCCAGCCACUGCCGACGAAGCGGCAUCGAUCGUGCGGCACGCCCAUGAAGAUACUGGACCGAAAGCAUGGAAAUAUCAAACCCUGGCUCACCCCGGUGAUUGGGAGCCGGAACAGCAAUAUGCUGUGCGCGCCAUAAACGGGACGUAUGCGAACGUGACAAACGCAGAGGGCUGGACCGUGCACGUGUUCAAAUUCAAUUCUGGGGACGAUGCAUUUUCCAGUAGAGUGGAGGAAGCGAAAAUUCGCUUACAAGAAGAGGACUACGCGGUGAAGAGAGCCUUGAGG